Dendrobium catenatum is the source of this 2713-nucleotide messenger RNA. Its product is annotated as probable auxin efflux carrier component 1b. NCBI's taxonomy places the organism in Eukaryota, Viridiplantae, Streptophyta, Magnoliopsida, Asparagales, Orchidaceae. The record is from RefSeq and is a predicted model, not a curated record. Gene Ontology annotation, molecular function: auxin efflux transmembrane transporter activity. The transcript has 6 exons. Bases 673 to 2469 code for a protein of 598 amino acids. Gene Ontology annotation, biological process: auxin polar transport; auxin export across the plasma membrane. Gene Ontology annotation, cellular component: endoplasmic reticulum; plasma membrane.
UCCUACUGGCUAAAAUCUCCAUAAUUCCAACGGAGACAAAAGCCUCAGACCCUGAGCUCGCCGCAACUCCCGACGUCUCUUAAACCGAUCUUUUCUUUCUUGUCUGCCAUUAAAAACCCCAACAUAAAUAUAUGGAGAAAUAAUUCCCUUCAUCCUCAGUCCACGCUACUCAUCGCUUCACUCUUCUCUGCAUCCUCUUCUGCAAAGUAAGCUCUAUCCUCAAUCUCCUGAUCUGAGACUGUUUCUUCGCGCUGAGCUCUUACUUCCUUCUCAGCCACUCCCAUUUCUUGUUGGGCUUCACCAUCAAACAGAAUCUCAUUCAAAUCUCUUCAAACACUGAAAUGGGCUGAUCUGCUCUGCUAAAAAGUCGAUCUCUUGUUAACUUCUUUUACCAUAACCGGUUCUUCCAUACGGUUAGCUUCCCCUGUUACUUUGUUUUCCACCUGGGUUGGGCCAUCUCUGUUCCAGGUCUUGGAUUUUAAAAGAAAACCAGCUGUCUCAGCUCUUCCAGCUUCCUUUCGUACCUUAAAGGUGCCAACUUUUUCAGUUAAUCGUACUCCCCUCUUCUGUUCUCCCUCUCUCUGUUCCCCUGCUCUGUUUCACCGAAACAGUUUAUAGCCCAGCUCUUCGUCUCCACUUCCAAGCCUUAAGAAACAUCAACCUUCUCCCAAAAUGAUAACAGCGGCUGACUUCUAUCAUGUCCUCACCGCUGUUGUUCCUCUUUAUGUCGCCAUGAUCCUUGCCUACGGCUCCGUCAAGUGGUGGAAGAUCUUCUCUCCAGAUCAGUGCUCCGGCAUCAAUCGCUUCGUCGCUCUCUUCGCAGUUCCGCUCCUCUCCUUCCACUUCAUAUCGACCAACAACCCUUACGCCAUGAACUACCGCUUCAUCGCUGCUGACACUCUGCAGAAACUCAUCGUCCUCAGUGCUCUCACUUUCUGGGCUAAUCUCAGUCACCGAGGCUGCCUUGAGUGGGCAAUCACUCUCUUCUCCCUCUCUACUCUCCCCAACACUCUGGUCAUGGGCAUUCCGCUUCUCAAAGGAAUGUACGGCCCGGACUCCGGAAGUCUAAUGGUUCAGAUUGUCGUUCUCCAGUGCAUUAUUUGGUACACUCUCAUGCUUUUCCUGUUUGAGUACAGGGGAGCUCGGCUUCUCAUCGCCGAGCAGUUCCCUGACACAGCCGGAUCCAUUAUCUCCUUCCGCGUUGACUCUGACAUUAUAUCGUUAGAUGGGAAAGAGCCGCUUCAGACCGAGGCUGAGGUUGGAGAAGACGGUAAGCUCCAUGUAACAGUUCGCAAGUCAACGAGCUCGCGCUCUGAGAUCUUUUCCCGUCGCUCACAUGGUAUGAACUCUGUUACUCCCCGGCCGUCUAAUCUCACAAACGCUGAGAUUUACUCCCUACAAUCUUCUCGGAAUCCAACGCCGAGGGGCUCGAGCUUCAACCACACGGAUUUUUACUCCAUGGUAAAUGGAAAGAAUUUGGCAGGAGCUAGCCCUCGGCAUUCCAAUUUCGGAAACUUGGGUUUUGAUGAAGAAACGCCAGCGACGAGGGUAAAUGGUGUGCCUGCGGCAUAUCCUCCUCCGCCGGUGAGUGGGAUAUUCUCGCCAGUUGGGGCAAGGAAGAAAGGGAAUACCUGCGAAGGAGGGAAAGACUUGCAUAUGUUUGUUUGGAGCUCAAGUGCGUCCCCGGUGUCUGAGGGCGGCAUCCAUGUCUUUCGUGGUGGAGAUUUCGCAGGCGAUCAUGCAAGAAUGGGUCAAAUGGGCGACCAUCGCCACCAAAAAGCAGAUGGCAAUGAUGCUUAUAAUGAGUAUAGCAGAGAAGAUUUCAGCUUCAGAAACCAACCAAUCGCUCAAGGCGUCGAUCCAUUAGAGCGAGAUGCUCCAAGCUUGUCAAAGUUGGGAUCAAACUCCACCGCAGAGCUGCACCCAAAGACUGGACCUGGCGGGGACUUGAAGCCUGCUGCAAUGCCACCAACCAGUGUGAUGACCAGGUUAAUUCUGAUAAUGGUAUGGAGGAAACUCAUAAGGAAUCCCAAUACCUACUCCAGUCUCUUUGGUCUCACUUGGUCCUUGGUUUCCUUCAGGUGGGAGAUUGAGAUGCCAGCCAUCAUUGCCCGAUCUAUAUCGAUACUCUCUGAUGCAGGGCUUGGAAUGGCAAUGUUUAGCCUUGGAUUGUUCAUGGCUUUGCAGCCAAGGAUUAUUGCAUGCGGAAAUGGUAUUGCUUCAUUUGCCAUGGCUGUUCGGUUUGUGACCGGGCCUGCAGUGAUGGCAGCAGCCUCUAUUGCUGUUGGGCUUAGAGGAGUUCUCCUGCAUGUAGCUAUAGUGCAGGCUGCUCUUCCACAGGGGAUUGUUCCUUUUGUCUUUGCAAAGGAGUACAAUGUGCAUCCUGACAUCCUGAGCACAGGUGUUAUAUUUGGUAUGCUUAUUGCUCUACCUAUCACACUGAUCUACUACAUAUUACUGGGGCUCUGAAGCAGAAGAAAUCUGUGUUAUUGAAGAUGAAAUCCAAUCCUCAUAAGAUCUACUUUUUGAUUUUAUUUUGUAUUUUUUUAUUAUCUUCCAUGUAGAAGUUUUUUUUUUUUUUUUUAACUGAUCUGACUGAAGUAGGUUGAGUUGUAACUCUGUUUCUGAUAACUUCAGCAUAGCUGUGGAACUGGCUAGUUGUAAGACCUUAUUGUUGUCAAUUGAAACGGUGGCCUCAAAGGGCUUGCGUUUA